This is a messenger RNA of Trichosurus vulpecula (common brushtail), 1548 nucleotides long. It is a transcript of the gene VBP1, whose product is annotated as VHL binding protein 1. NCBI's taxonomy places the organism in Eukaryota, Metazoa, Chordata, Mammalia, Diprotodontia, Phalangeridae. Gene Ontology annotation, molecular function: tubulin binding. The record is from RefSeq and is a predicted model, not a curated record. Gene Ontology annotation, biological process: tubulin complex assembly; protein folding; microtubule-based process. Gene Ontology annotation, cellular component: cytoplasm; prefoldin complex. The transcript has 7 exons. The coding region runs from base 175 to 657 and encodes 160 amino acids.
UCCUCGGUUUCCUUCCAAGAUGGCAGCUGCGAAGGAGUUCUUGAUUACCGGCGGUUCGGCGGGGGGAAAAGGGCGCCGCGGGCACCUGGGCAUCCCCGAGGCGGUGUUUGUGUAUUCAGUACUGAGGUUACUUCUUCCAGUCUGAGAAUUGACAAGGAAGAUGUAGAUGCUUUUAUGAAACAGCCUGGGAAUGAGUCUGUAGAUAUUGUACUCAAGAAAUUGGAUGAGCAGUAUCAGAAGUAUAAGUUUAUGGAACUUAACCUUGCUCAGAAGAAAAGAAGGCUAAAAAGUCAGAUUCCUGAAAUCAAACAGACAUUGCACAUUUUAAAAUAUAUGCAGAAGAAAAAAGAGACCACAGAGCCCCUGGAGACUAGAUUCUUACUGGCCGAUAACCUUUACUGCAAAGCUUCAGUUCCUCCUACGGAUAAAGUCUGCCUGUGGUUGGGGGCCAAUGUGAUGCUUGAAUAUGACAUCGAUGAAGCUCAGGCUCUCUUGGAGAAGAACCACUGCACUGCUACCAGCAAUUUGGAAUCUCUCGAGGAAGACUUGGACUUCCUUCGGGAUCAGUUUACCACCACAGAAGUCAAUAUGGCUCGGGUUUACAACUGGGAUGUCAAGAGAAGAAACCAAGAUGAGCCCGCCGAAGCUAAAGUCUAGCAUGCCCAUCCUGGGGCUCAGCUUUCCCAAGGGGCUUGAUGUACUUCCAGAGAUUGGAAUUUUUGACUUGGGAUAAAUGCUUUUCAAACAAAAAAAGACACUGUAACGUAAUACUAAAGGCAAUAAUGAGCACACAUUUUAUUUACAAAGCUUUAGAUUUCAUGAAAUUAUUAUGAUUGUUCAAGAUCAUGCUGGGGUUGGACUCAGUUAUCUCCGUUUAGCUUUGACACUCUGGAUCUUUGGGGCAUGUGUGAAAUGCACUGUUGGGCAUUUGCAAGGGGCAGGGUUGGGGUAGGGCUGGGAGGGUUGCUUUUUUUUUUUUUAUUUAUUGUAAGUUACCUUUGAAGAAGUGAAGUCAGUUAAGAGGUUGGGAAAGUUCUUGCAGGCCUGUGGUUUUGGGUUAAACCAGUCUGCUGUAAGUUUGCUACUUCACAGAUUGAUUUUUUUUCUCAUGUCAAGUUUGGUCAGUUUACUGAAUGUCCUGCCCUUUUUUAUGAAUUGCUUUAUCUCCCUUUAUAAACAACACGUGCAGUAUAUCUGAACAGCAGUAGGGUUUGUUGAGGUGGCACAUUCAUCUCCCAUCUGCUAAAUGGAUGCCUACUUCUCAUGCCCUUCAUAUCUCUUGGUUAAGUCUGAGUUGAACAUUCUGACAACUCUUUCUAUAAGGCCUCUUAACAGGGGUAACAAAAUUAAAUGAUUAUUUCUUUCAAAGGAAGGAAGUCUUCAAGCUGUUCUGACUUAAAAAGCUAACAUGACACCAGCUUAUAAAAGAACUGCGGAGUUAAAUUUCAAUGUUUUUUUCCACUUUCAAGUAGUGAGCAAUACAUUUAGAAUGGUUUCAUAAUAUUAAAACAGUGAAAUUAAACAUUUGGCAAAGCGCCUUUUGAAAUG